Molecule: messenger RNA, 1178 nt
Organism: Dermacentor albipictus
Lineage: Eukaryota; Metazoa; Arthropoda; Arachnida; Ixodida; Ixodidae
Source: RefSeq, a predicted model, not a curated record
AACUAAUCAAACGCUUUUCACAAGAUUCUCGUGGAGAGACGUGGAGAAGAGACAUGACAGGGUCACACAAAGAACUCGCUGCGCACCUCACGGGAAAAACGCUCCGCGUCACACUUACGCGACUACAGCCUUCCCAAUACAGGGAGUCUCUGAAAAGCGACAUGGCGCUUUCACCGCCAGCCGCAUCUCUUCUGCAUCGCAUGGAAACGGAAUCGCCGCAAGCAAAUGGACCAUGUGCUGAUGUUUCAAAGGACAGCCCCAGCCACGAGGAGGCGGUGGCCCGUCUGGAGGAGAGCUCAGAGGCCACGGAGGUGUACGACACCGAGUGGUGGCAGGCAGAUGGCCUCGAAGACGACGAGUCCCCCGUGCACAUAACCGCCGAGUACAGCGGCUGGAGGACGGCACCGUACCAGCGCACCCCAAGUUUCAUGACGCCCUCGGCUGUACGCCACAUGGAUACCUCUAAACUCACACCGUCUGCAUGCGGGGAACCAGGCACUUUCUUCUCUCCCUCUCGUCUCCUUGAAGACAGAAGCGUUCACAGCCUGCCCUGCCUUUACGACGUGGAGCAAACCUUCCUCGAGAAAUUUCCCGAGUUGAAGUGUGUGGGCCAGGAUGCAUCAAACGAUGUCGCCGAUGCGGCCGAUGCUGUGAAGGUCGCUGCCAUCAUUUUGCAAAAGGCCAUAAAACGGGACUCAAUAAUGAGACGAGAAAGACACAAGCUCCAGGUAGACGUAUUGCUCCUGAAGAAGGCUAAACUUAAGUUAGCUUUAGAGAGAAGAAGCAGAAUGGUCAUUUAGGGAAGUGUCAUGAGAACUCUGGAACUCUUUCUAGUUCAGCAGGUUUAUGAGGCCGUCCAACACAAUGACAAAAAACAAAUGCAAGUUUAUUCUACGUUAUGCUAAGAAUGUUUUACUACUUUCUGUCGAAAACGUUGUCUAAAAUAUUUACUCUCAACUACUGCGAUAUAUAGAAUAUUGUCAUACAUUUAACUUUAUAUUUCGCAUCACCCUAAUAUGUUAAAAUCGAUAUUAGGUGGACUUAGCUGAAAGCACAUGAAUGACUGGAAAAAGAACCGCGUGCAAUUUCAAACAAUCAGAUGGUGCCCGUAAAUGGAGCUGAACCAUGUAUCGUCGGUGUAUUCAAAAAACCUCGAAGACUUCAGGAGAAAUGCAGCA